Messenger RNA from Chroicocephalus ridibundus (black-headed gull), 5251 nucleotides. It is a transcript of the gene PWWP2A, whose product is annotated as PWWP domain containing 2A. The record is from RefSeq and is a predicted model, not a curated record. Gene Ontology annotation, molecular function: histone binding; chromatin binding. NCBI's taxonomy places the organism in Eukaryota, Metazoa, Chordata, Aves, Charadriiformes, Laridae. The transcript is spliced from 3 exons. Bases 101 to 2467 code for a protein of 788 amino acids. Gene Ontology annotation, cellular component: nucleus.
UGCGAGCCUAGGGGGUGGGCUCUCCCUCCCAGGCGGGCGGGGAAGGCCGUGGUUAUCGAUCCCGCUGCUGGAGGGAGGCGGCGGUGAAGCAGCAGAGAAAAUGGCGGCCAUGGCUGCGGAGGCGGCAGCGACUGCAGCGGUGCCGGGUGAUGGGGGGGCUGGUGAAGCUGAGCCCGAGAUGGAGCCUAUCCCGGGAAGCGAGGCCGGCGCGGACCCUCUCCCUGCCGUCAGUGAGGCCGUGGAGUCGGUGGUGCCUGAUGGGGAGGAGGCCGACGGGGGGAAGGUUGCUCCCGGCGAGGCCGAGGAGCCGCCGCCUGUGCAGCUCGCCCGGAGCCCGGCCGGGACUCGGGAGCCGGAAGCUGAGAGGACGGAGGAGCUGCCGCCCUCCGCCCCGGAGGUGGGCUCGCCUCAGGCCGAGCACCGGGGAGCGCCCAGCCCGGGGUCCGAGGAGGAGCCGCAGCCCUGCCCGCCGCCUGCUGGGCACCCUGAACUUCCCGAGGAGGAGCCGCAGCCCUGCCCGCCGGCUACUGGGGGCUCCGUGGAGCCGGAGCCCGGGGAGGAGCCGUCCCGGCCGGAGGAGGAGGAGCCGGAUGCUGCUGAUGCCGCCGCUGUCGAGCCCAAGUCCCCGGUGCCCGUGGCUCCGGCCGGAGGGGAGACGGAGGCUCCGCUGCUGCCCGGCUCCGAGGUGCGGGUCACCCUGGACCACAUCAUCGAGGACGCCCUAGUGGUCUCGUUCCGUCUGGGAGAGAAGCUUUUUUCUGGGGUCCUCAUGGACCUCUCUAAAAGGUUUGGACCCCAUGGAAUCCCUGUGACCAUAUUUCCUAAAAGGGAAUACAAGGAUAAACCCGAAGCCAUGCAGCUCCAAAGUAAACCAUUCCAAGACGAGGCACAGAUGAAGUGUGAAUCAAAUGCUGCAGUCCCUGAUGACUCUUCUCUCACGCAGCCAUCAGAACCUAGCAUAGCUAAAAGCCUAUGGACUUCGAAACCACCUCCUCUCUUUCACGAGGGAGCACCAUAUCCUCCUCCUUUGUUUAUCAGGGACACAUAUAACCAGUCAAUACCUCAGCCUCCGCCCCGGAAAAUUAAGCGGCCCAAGCGUAAAAUGUACAGGGAGGAACCCACUUCUAUAAUGAAUGCUAUCAAACUACGACCCCGGCAGGUCUUAUGUGACAAGUGCAAAAACAGUGUUGUUGCAGAAAAAAAGGAAAUAAAAAAAGGUGGCAAUGCAAGUGACUCUUCAAAAUAUGAGGAUAAUAAAAAACGAAGAAAUGAGAGUGUGACUACUGUGAAUAAAAAACUUAAGACUGACCAUAAAGUGGAUGGAAAAAGCCAAAAUGAAAGCCAGAAAAGGAAUGCUGUGGUCAAGGUUUCAAAUAUUGCCCACAGCAGAAGCAGAGUGGUUAAAGUUUCUGCACAAGCAAAUACUUCAAAAGCGCAGUUAAAUACAAAAAAAGUUCUCCAGAGCAAAAACAUGGAUCAUGCGAAAGCUCGGGAAGUCUUGAAAAUGGCCAAAGAAAAGGCACAAAAGAAGCAGAGUGCAACCUCCUCUUCCAAAAAUGCACAUUCAAAGGUCCACUUCACGCGGCGUCUUCAGAACACCAGCUCAGGUUCCCUCCCACCCCGAUUGCGUUUAAAGCCACAAAGGUAUCGGAAUGAAGAAAAUGACUCUUCUCUCAAGACAGGACUUGAGAAAAUACGGAGUGGCAAGAUGGCAACUAAGCCCCAGUCUCGCUGCUCCUCCACCCGCUCAGCAGGUGAGGCCCCUUCAGAAAAUCAGAGCCCCUCAAAAGGCCCUGAAGAGGCCAGCAGUGAGGUUCAGGACACGAGUGAAGUGCAUGUAACUGUUGAUCAGGAUGAACACCAGACAUUGGGCAAGAGAGGCAGCAAAAGCAAUAUAACGGUUUACAUGACCCUUAAUCAAAAGAAAUCUGACUCUUCCAGUGCAUCAGUUUGUAGUAGUGAUAGCACAGAUGAUUUGAAAUCUACCAACUCUGAGUGUAGCUCUACUGAAAGCUUUGAUUUUCCUCCAGGCAGCAUGCAUGCACCUUCCUCCUCCUCCUCCUCUUCAAAGGAAGAGAAAAAGCUCAGUAAUUCCUUGAAAACGGAAGUCUUUUCCAAAAACGUCUCUAAAUGUGUCACACCAGAUGGCAGGACCGUAUGUGUAGGGGACAUUGUUUGGGCCAAGAUUUAUGGCUUCCCUUGGUGGCCAGCCCGUAUUCUUACCAUAACUGUGAGCCGGAAAGAUAAUGGCCUUUUAGUCCGACAGGAGGCUCGUAUCUCGUGGUUUGGCUCCACAACAACAUCUUUUCUUGCUCUUGCACAACUAUCCCCCUUUUUAGAAAGCUUCCAGUUGCGCUUUAAUAAGAAGAGAAAGGGUCUUUACCGCAAGGCCGUCACAGAGGCAGCUAAGGCUGCUAAGCAGCUGACUCCCGAGGUUCGGGCCCUGCUGACACAGUUUGAAACGUGAACAUGGACAGUAAGCUCAGAGACACUAGUCAACUGCUGUUUUUAUGGAACCUCACUACACUGCCACGAAGAGCACCAGCUCAUCAGGACUGAAAGAAAUCUGAGACUGAAUUGUCCUAUUUUUCCUCUGAAAUCUUCACCAAGUAGUAAACAUUUUUUGAAGGGGAAAGGGGGUAAAUAUGUUAAAGCUCCCCCUCGCACCCUGUUAGGACACCUGUACCUAUUGUACAUUUUCUUUAAAAUUUAAAAAGAUGUUAGGAAAUAUUUUAUAAAACUUUUUUGCAAUAAAUGACGCAUGAAAUUAUUAAAGACUAUAUGACACUUACAUGCAAGGAACCACUUGAAUUAUUAGUAUGAAGAAUCACUGCAAAUAACUGGGUUUUUUUGUAAUGUGACAGUCACGUUUGUAUGUUUUGAUAGGUGCCAGUGACGGAGCCAAUUGCCUGGGAAGCUGACUGUAACUUUUGAACUUUUAUUUUAAUUCUUAACUUUAGCAUUGCAAUUUUCCAUUCUAUGAGGCUUAGUUAGUAUUUAGUGCAGGUGUUAGCAGAGCUGUGAUCUGUGAUCAAAAGCAUGUCCAAAACCAAUUGUAUUGUAACAUAUGAACAGUCCUGCUAUAUGAGACCAAUGUUUCCCAUAGAGGUGAUGGAAAGGACAGUGACCACAAACUCCGUGUAUCUCCGUAUUAUGGGAAAGCUCCUUCUGUGUGAAUAUGGUUGCAUUUUACUUAUGCUAUUGUAACACUUAGGGAAUCGAGGAUUGUGGAAUAACGUUAAGAAGGGCUACAACGCAGAGAGCAGCAUUUUGCUUAUAAUACUAUAAAAAGAUGGGAAUCAUGAAUGGAGAGUGAUUAAAUGGAAUGGCAUUUCUAUUUCAAAUCAUGGGUUAAUUUUUCCUUUUGACAUAAAUAUUUUUCAGAUAGGUAACUAGUAGAGCAAAGGUUUUCUUAGUGUUUCUGAUGGUUGUUGAUCUGAGUUGCAUUGACUUCUUUGAAUAGCUGUGAAUCAAAAAAAGAAACCCAGUGGGUUUUAUCCAUUUUAUUCCCCUCCCUCAAAGGUGUUCGGUAAGACUUACUUCAGUGGAGCUUGUGAAGGCUGGACGCGCUGCUGAAAUCUGAGUUAUUAAAUAUUAAUUUAUGUGUCACUGAUUAUUGACAUUGUGUGCACACUUUCUCAGCAGUAUCAUUUCUUACAAAGUUCUUAGCAGGGGAUUUAUUAUAUAACCUGGGAAAAGAAAUACUUGUUUUGAAGAAAUGAAAAGGUGCACAUAUUCUACUAAAAGUCAAAUUUUUGUUUCUUAUAGAAGUGAAAAGACUUGUGGUAAACUCUUUUCCUCCUUCCUAAUAUCCUGUUUCGAUUGGAGAAACUAGAGUGUCUUUUGUCUGGAUCAUUUGAAAACAGAGACGCCUUUCUGAGAGGCGUCUGUACCAGCACAAGGCAGUUUCACAGCCUUCGUGUAUGGAGCCUGAAUUAAUCACGUAGAAUUUGAGGUUAGGACAACUCUAUUGUUUGGCUUUGAUAUUGGCAACAGGUGAAACAAAACUUGUGAAACAAUCGGAGAGGGGGGAAGUGAGAGGCUGGGACGGGCAUCCGCAUCCAGGAUAGGCACAUCAGCAGUACACACAUACGGAGGCCGUUCGUGCUUCGUGUUAGCUCAGUUUCUAUUUUUCAGAGAUAAAUUCUUUAUUUACAAAGCCAGAAAUUGAAUAUUUACUGCCUACUUAUUAAAAAACAGCUGUAUAAUGUGCUAUACAGUAAAUUCAAAUUGUACCAUUUCUGAGAAUAAACUACGUUAUUUUUUUUUUUAAUUUGAAAUUAAUAUUUCUUCUACAGUGCUUUUCUUUUUCGCCAGUUGAAGAGGAUUGGCAGUUUGGUCCUGUUUGUGGCCUGAGAUUUGACUACAAAUUAGAAGAAUUAAGACAUCCGAUUUGAGGAUAGGGGAAGCGAUUUGAUGUGGUGUCUGUGCUAGCCUUUCACCUCCAGAGACCAAACCCCGAUUGUAUUGACAAAGAAUGAAGGUCUUGGCCUAGUAAAUUACAUUUUUAACACACCCCCACUCCACCCCCCCAAAAAAAAAAAACCCAAACAGAAAAUAACCACCAAACAACAUGGCACAAAACAGUUUCUGCUCAGGAAAAAGGCCCGGGACUGUAAUAGCAGGGUUAUUGCACAUGGGAUUGAAAACUGAUUGAUGUUGUAAGUAGAAGCCAGUAGUGCCUGCCUGUGUGACAUCCGACUCUCAGCCAGUGCUCUUAUUUCCUCACCUUCCCGAGCACGUCUGCACAGCAGCUGAAAUAUAAAAAAAUACGCUUAAGAGAGAUGCAGGUCUCUGCAUUGGAGAAUAUGGGUAUAUAAGCAAAUAGCAUAAAAAUAGACAAGGUAGCUAACUGUAUUUGUGUUUGUUUUCACAGAAAGUAUUGCAGCCAUUUUGUUGGAAACCAGAUUUUCAUUUUGAAAUGAAAUUGUCAGGGAUAUUCUAAUGAUAGAGAAUUACAGUAAUGUAUUGCUUUUCACUUUUUUGCUUUAGUUGCUUAAUAUUUAAGCUUUGCUCCGUGCUACCUUCUUGUCUGUAUAUUGAAUGGUCACUAUGCCUCUUUCAUUUUGUAGACUUGAAUGAGGAAAAUAUGAUUCACCCUUUAAGGUUUGCUGGGAAGUAAAUGAUAAAGAAUGUUGUGUAACAUUUAUUCAAAUAAAGCCUUGAUUUUUUUCAGUGCUCUUUUAAAGGGAAAUAAUGUUGAAUAAUGUUUUGAUGUCAUAACUUCCUUGUUUUAUCAGUCCUUGACCCA